CAAAGGCAUCUAGAAGUUCGCUCGGACAGGAUAAUGACUGGUUCAGCAAUCGAAUGAUUGUUAUCAUCUGCAGUGGCGAACAUGACAAAAAGAUGGUGCCAUUUCAGUCCUGGAAACAAUCAUAGGGUCAAACUUUUCCCUUCGUCCAAGUUCUGCCUCUUUUUUCAUUUUAAACAACUCAAUUGUAGAGGAUGACGAGAGAGCCAUCAGAUGAUACUGAAGGAUUGCUUCAGAAAGACGAGUUGUUCGAUUCUGACCAGUUGUCGCGACCCACUUGGCAACAAAAAUCGAAGAGCUGGCGCGCACAUUUGAGAGUAAAUCAGAUAUACUUCGCAGUAAUUGUACUGCUCAUCGUCUCUAACAUCACCACGCUCUCAUUCCUCUCCUCGUUAUAUGCAACUCGGCAGACGUAUACACCAUCCGUCAACCAACCCCCAGGAGGCGUUCCUCCGACCUUCAAGCACCUGGUACGGACACCAACGCCAACAUUCGUCAAUGUGAGCUGGUAUCCACCUGAAGAUAGCUUUUUCCGGGAACAUAAUUCAACAGAUGCCGAUGAAAAAUGGAAGUGGUAUGAUGCAUCAUAUGGCGGCUAUAUCAUGAUUCCAAAGGAAGAAGCCGUGACCGCAGACAUCGAUCCAGCUCGGCACGCAUAUGUUGAUAGACCCGAUCUCGGAGUAGAGGGGUAUCCUGUGCUUCCGGAGGCCAUUCAUGAAAUGCAUUGUGUCAAUAUGGUUCGCAGAAACCUGUACUAUAAUAUUGAACAUACGCGAGCAGGAUGCCACCCACCUAAUUGUGAACCUCCUGAGCUUGAGAGCUGGAGAAUGCAGCAUGUCGACCACUGCCUCGAAAUAAUUCGCAACCGUGUCGCAUGUACAGCAGAUUUAGGUAUAGUGCCUUUCAUGUGGUACGGGCCGAACGGCAAGUUGGCAGGUGAUAUGGCACGAAUGCACACAUGCAGCAAUUAUGAUGCCAUCAGGAAGUUUGUGACGGAAAAGGGCGUCCUCCCAGGUGAAACCAAAGGAAUUCUGAAACCUCCAGAGGGGGCAUUUAUCACCGAUCUCAGAAAUUAGGUACGCAAUUAACAUACAACAUUAACCUUAUCCAGAGAAUGAGCGUAAAGUGAGAUGUUAUUUGUGAGAUGCCAUAGCUCACAACAGAAGCAAUGGACUUCUCAUCGCCAUCUAGGUACUGCAUUCCAGAACCAGACUUCAGAAAGCAGAACUACUUGGAAAUCCGAAGCACAAAAAUCUAGGACAUUCAAUGGAAUAAUACCGUGAACAAUAACAACCAAAUCCAAACUCCAAUAUCCAUAUUAUACCUCAAACCCACACUUUCCAGAGACACAGAACAAAAAGGUUG
Molecule: messenger RNA, 1362 nt
Organism: Mollisia scopiformis
Lineage: Eukaryota; Fungi; Ascomycota; Leotiomycetes; Helotiales; Mollisiaceae
Exons: 4
Coding region: 192-1073 (293 amino acids)
Biological process (GO): mycotoxin biosynthetic process
Source: RefSeq, a predicted model, not a curated record